This is a messenger RNA of Xyrichtys novacula (pearly razorfish), 4444 nucleotides long. The record is from the annotation of a GenBank genome assembly. NCBI's taxonomy places the organism in Eukaryota, Metazoa, Chordata, Actinopteri, Labriformes, Labridae.
UUUCUGAUUGGUCGUAAGCGCAGCGCGAUAACAUCAGGGUUGAGAGUUCCGUCAGCGUGCGUUACAAGGAGCCUCUACCUGCUCAGGUUUGGUGAAAAAUGGCGAGCUGGUGUGUCCGAGCGGUGAGACAGAGCUACUCUGUGGUGGCUUCGCCUGCUUUAAUAAGGUAACAGACCGUUUAAAUGAGCUCUUUAUCUAUUCUAAGGCUGUUAUACAGUGUUUGUAAGGCUUAGUUUGAGUGUUAGCCGCUGUCGUUAGAGGCUCGUUAGCUUGACCUCUGUGUGAGAAAUACAGAUAUUAACCGGAUUUAAAUGUGUGUUAUUGAACUAAACAACGAGCUCAAAGUGAUGCUGGAUCAGUGUUUAAGUGUAAUUCAAUAUCAGCUUUUUUCUAGUGGAAACAGGCUGAUGAAAUAAGGUGAUGUAAUGAUCAGAGGUCUAUAUAAGAGGCUAAACUACGAUCAACUUUUGGUGUUCAUCAUCUUAUAUCUGAUUUAACACCUAAGUCUGACGAUUUUUACUAGUCUGCUCAGUCUUUAUAAUAAAAAUCAAAAAUAUCACACCAUCUCCUGUUUUUACAUCUGCCUAUUUUUGCGCAUUUAUCACAAGUUUGAUCCAUCUGUCACGAUAGCAGAGCCGUAGCUUUAUUUAUGUUCCCUGUUUUUCAGAAACUGUGUCUUUUAAUUUGUAUUUCACAGCUUUUCUGAAGGUUUUUAUAAGUGUAUUAGUGACAGCAGCAUCCAAAACACAUGGUUAAUCUAAUCCAAUUCAGCAUGUCAGCCCAACUACAAAUUAUAACUUGAGGAACUUUCUAGCUCUUGAGUUUUAAUUCACACAAUCAAAGAGGUGAUAAUUCUACUUUAUGUUAUUAUUGAAGACCUAAUGAGUUUUGGUGAUGUUCUGGAGUGUGUUCCACUGAAAAGUGUUCCUGAUAUUUUGGCUCCUUCAGUGACAAAAAUCCGUUAUCACCUGUGUGAGGUGACAAAAUUGAACAUAUGGGAUCUUUGAAAAGUACAAUUAAUGGUAGAGCUGUUGGAUUUGAUUGUACAGGGGUUCAUAAAGUCAUGUCUGGUUGAUGUGUAUAAAUAAAUUUCUCAGUACAAUUACUUUUAAUGCAAGAGGAGGUUAAAUUAAAGGUUUUUUUGGUUAAUACUGUAUUUGCUCACUCAAAGAUGCAGUAACAAAGAUCUGAAUGAUUCCAGCUGAAGUAAAAAAAAUAUAUGUUUGACCAUAAUCCUUAAUUUUCCAUGAUUUUAACAGCUAUUUUUGAGCUGUAUACCACAAAUACAUGGUCCUUAAUCAUUUAAUGACAUAUAAGUCAGUUGCACAACAUCCUCAGUGGGUGCCAAAGACAAUUGCAAAUUGGCUUUGGUAGUAUUAAGCUCUACAAUCCCACCAGACAUGAGCAGGCUGUGACAGACAAACACACUAACUUCAGAGGACAAAGAUAACUUAAGUACCUUCAGAUAACCUGAACAUAUUAUUUACUCUCUAUAUUUUACUACUGUGACUGCUCUGUUAAGACUAGGGCCCGACUGAUAUGGAUUUUUUGGGGCCGAUACCGAUUACCAAUUAAUCAGCCGAUUUUUUACAUUUUUUAGGUAGUUAUAAAAUAUAUAUAUACUGUAGAUAUACUAUAGGCUUCUGCUCUUCACGCCAACAGGAAGACCGACUGAUCAAACCCGGACCAGAAAAGCAUUUCAACUGCCUCAUGUUAAACGCCCUUCCCCCCGCCAAUCGGUGCCUCUGCGUCUUAACUCGCGUUACACAUUUCCGGUCCGGUCUCAUCUGGAGACAUGCAGCUGCCUCAGUAAGAGAAGUAGUUUGAUCACGUAAUGUGUACUGUUGUUUAUUCUACCGUUACUGGUACAGCUAACAGUGUAGCAAGGCUAAUAGCAGGUGAUUAACUCUAACUUUAGCUUGCAUAUUACAUGGUGCUUCACCGUUAACUCAGCAUGACCGAGACCAGCACAGCGGGGAACAUCGUGAAGUGGGUUGAACUGAAACUUGUUGACUUAUUGUGUAUUUCACAAACUAGUUUAUUUACCGUUGAUGCAGACCACUCUCCUCUGUGCGUCCCUGAGCUGCCUGCUUCAGAUCUGUCACUCUGCUGUGCUGUGAGGUAGUUAGUGGAUGAGGUCGCUGCGCCAUCUACAGGAUAAGUCGGGGAACUUUUCAAAUGGCGGAACAUUUUCAAAGAGAAACCGAAUCUUAUUCUCUGCAUUUUAUUUCUGAAAAUAUUGGCGAAAAUGGGUGAGUUUUGGCCGAUUACCGAUUAGUCCCAAACAGGCUAAUUUAAUUGGCUCGCCAAAAAAUCAGUCGGGCCCUAGUUAAAGCCAGAGCCAUUUUCAGCCAAUUAGUUGCUCAAACAAAUCCUGUUAUAGCUGAACUGAAGUAGAUGUGAUACAGUUUGAAGUUGUAAUGUAUGAGUGGAAGUUUUAGAAAUUUAGAAAUAAACACCAUAUUUGAAAGUCCGCUACAGAGCGGCUCACCAAGGGACGAAGAGCACACACAGACAUUUAAAUUUUUACCUAUUUAAUAAGCAAUAAUGCUGUCGUUCCCUUUCAGAGCAUCUCCAAGGUUGUUAUGCACGGCUACGCAGCAAAAGAACGGCCAUGGGCCCGAGGAGGAGGCUGAGAAAGCGGAGCAGAGCUCGGCCGAGAAAGUCCUGAUGGAGGAGAAGACACAGUUAGAGGAGCAGCUCAAAGAAAUGACAGUAAGUCAGAGACAAGUUCACCUCUAGGUUAAGUCAAUACUAAAGCACUGAACACGACUUUCUGAUGUGUAGAAAUCUUUUAAAAAGGAAAUACCGCAACUACUGUGUUGAACUACAUCAGAAUGUUAAUGCUGAUGUGUUUUCAAGCAUGAAUUAUUAUUUUUCAUGUUGAAAUAAAGCAUAGAAAUGUGGGUUAGGCCCAGAGAUGAAAUCACCAACAGGCAAGAGUUGAGCAGACAGAGAGGUUGCAUUUGGCUGCAUGUUCUCAGAUGGUAAUGAAAUAAAAAAUCUGUGUCUGCAAAGCUUCCCCUCAUUGGUUUUCGGUCUAAAAUAAGCUUGUAAAAAUGUGCACUUAAAUAAGGUUCAUAUUAGGGAUUACUGGGAAUGUCUUCUUAAUAAUAAGCACGUAACAUUCAUGCUGACCAAUUUUUCUUCUAUGUCUACAGGAAAAGUACAAAAGGGCCUUAGCAGACACAGAGAACCUCAGGACGAGGAGUCAGAAGAUGAUUGAAGAUGCUAAACUAUACGGUAAACACCAUCUCACCUCCUGAGUGAUUACAUUUGCAGUCGCAUGUUCAUUCCACUAGAUGGCAUCAAAGGGGAAUUUUAGUGUUAAACCAAAUUGUGCUACCUUGUAAAAGGAUUGGGCUCCUACGCUCUCACUCAGGUAAUUGUCUCUUUUCCAUCACCAGGCAUUCAGGGUUUCUGCAAGGACCUGCUGGAGGUAGCUGACAUCUUGGAAAAAGCCACAGAAAGUGUCCCUAAGGAAGAGGUAACAAGCCAGAACCCUCACCUGAAGAACCUGUACGACGGGCUUGUGAUGACGGAGGUCCAGAUUCAGAAGGUGUUCACCAAACACGGCCUGAUCAAGCUCAACCCCGUUGACCAGAAGUUCGACCCAUACGAACAUGAGGCACUCUUCCACGCCCCCGUGGAGGGAAAGGAGCCGGGCAGUGUGGCUAUAGUUACCAAAGUGGGCUACAAGAUUCAUGGUCGCACACUCAGGCCGGCUUUGGUGGGUGUGGCUAAAGCCCCCUAGAAUUUGUGAUGUAACUGUGACAAAGUGGGAUUUGUUUCGUUACCUGGGGGAUGUAUGAGCUCGGGUACUGCAGACUGGUUAAGGCACCUCAACACACCUUUUCCCACAAUUCUUUUCUGUCAUCAGCCCACCCUGAGGUGCCUCAAAAUGACAGGAAGCCAACUGAACUGGACUUUGUAUUGGGACUAUCUCCAAUUUUUACAAUGCACACCAACAUUUCAGUUUGAGUCACUGCACAGGCAGAAAUAUAGAAACUCACCAGAUUCUAAGGCAGAGGAUCUGUUCUGUCUUUCAGCCACAAAUCAACCUUGAAGAGAAGUAGUUGAAAUAUGAAUUUCAACCCGCAUAUCAUGUAGUGCUGAUUCUGAACUCCUGGUUUCAUUCCAGUCUUUUAUUUCCAACCCUGAUAAUCUUUAACUGGACUUGGUUGUCUCUACAUGUUUGUCAGUUUUAAACUCAUCCUGUGAAUGAAGUCUGGAAAAGUACUAAACUAAAGAAAAGUCUGGACUGAUGUGGGCUUUCUAAAAUCUGUAUGUUACAAACCUUUAAGGCUCCUCUCACUUAGACCCAGUCUUUGUAACAUCCAGGUUCCAGCGUAGUUAUGCUGUAACACAAAAACCACCAGAAUGUGUUUGGACCACUGUCCUAAUCACCAUGACAUGACAAUAAAGUGACCAACUCUGACAGCUG